AUGGGGGCACUCGAGGACGGCGCAGAUUGGCGAGCCAUCAUUGAAGACUUCACCCUCCGUGGCCGUCAUCACGAACCGUAUGCGAAUACUACAGAAGACAGCAUCCGGCACAUGCGAAACAGAUGGUCGUCCUUCUGCUCUGCGGCGCGACUGGGCGACCCUCAUGAGGCCCUCCGUGCUGCUGGUCCUCCUCAGCUCAAAGCGUUUUUCCAAUGGGUCAUUGUCAACGCAGAACGGUCAGCACAGCAGGGCCCGACCCUCAAGCAGUACUUCCGUGUGUUGAAGAUGGUAUACAAACAAGUCACCGGUGCCCUCCUAGAUGAUGUGGUGGUGUCAGAUGUGAACGCCGUGAGAUUUCUCCUAUUCGAAACGCUGCGCUGUGCUUGGACAAACUUCUCCGAUCUCAGUUCAUCCAGUACCACGCAGAAGGUAAAGCGAAGACAUCUCACCGCCCGAAACCUGUUCCUUCCGGUGCAGACUUCGUCAACAUGCUGCACUUCCUCUACUCCUCCGACUGGACGCUGUACCCCGAUGAACGACAGCGUGUGCAGCAGGGCUUCCUUAUGA
This is a messenger RNA of Recurvomyces mirabilis, 567 nucleotides long. RefSeq lists its product as uncharacterized. Bases 1 to 567 code for a protein of 188 amino acids. The transcript has 2 exons. Lineage: Eukaryota; Fungi; Ascomycota; Dothideomycetes; Mycosphaerellales; Teratosphaeriaceae. The record is from RefSeq and is a predicted model, not a curated record.